This is a messenger RNA of Grosmannia clavigera kw1407, 444 nucleotides long. RefSeq lists its product as uncharacterized. NCBI's taxonomy places the organism in Eukaryota, Fungi, Ascomycota, Sordariomycetes, Ophiostomatales, Ophiostomataceae. The record is from RefSeq and is a predicted model, not a curated record. Bases 1 to 444 code for a protein of 147 amino acids. The transcript is spliced from 2 exons.
AUGGAGAGGGUGGAAGUGACCCCCGGGACUGGAGAUAGUGGCAGCCCUGGCACUGGAACUGGCACUGCAGUUGACAACGACGGCACCAGAAGAAAAUCAAGAGGAAGGGCACCGGCUGCAGCCAAUGAUGGGCUGCAGUCAGAGCCAGCAGUUGCAGAAGAUUCAAAGGCACCUGUAGCAAAGACGACAGCGGCAAGGGACGCGGUGACACUUUUUGGACCUGCGACACCGGCGGCAUACGAUGGCGACAGAAAGGGUGAUGGCAACACCCGGACUGUUGGCCAUAGCAGCGACCACGACGGCAUUAAGAGUAGUAGCAACAUUAGUACUACUCCAAAGGUUAUGCUCGUCCGCCGAAGAAGAGUAUAUGCCAAGAACGAGAAGGGCAUCCUUACAGUCAGCCAGCGUCUUCUCAUGCGCGACGGUGGCGAUGGUAGUUAUUAA